Molecule: messenger RNA, 1363 nt
Organism: Chironomus riparius
Lineage: Eukaryota; Metazoa; Arthropoda; Insecta; Diptera; Chironomidae
Source: the annotation of a GenBank genome assembly
CGGAAACUCUCCAAAUCGACAUCAAAUGUCUCCAGUGAAAUCAAAUACACAAUAUAACUUUAAUUUUUUAGUUUAUUAAAGAAAGUUUAAGUUAUUUACACAAAUCUCAUGAUUUAAAUAAUACUAGUAAAGAAUAACAGACUCAACUAAACCAACUGAAUAUUCAGUGAAUGCAAUAGUUUUAAGUAGCCGAAAGUGCAUUGAUAGUUUUGUUUUCAAAUAAUUAAUCCAAGUUAUUGCAAAAAUGCUCAAUCAAAUUCCCGCUAGUGAAGCAAACAACUCUGGAGUGUUCUUGAGGAACUACUUAGAUUAUAUUGAGGAACUUCCAGAUGACAUUGUCCGUAUACUGUCUGUGGUUCGUGAAUUAGACGUUAAAACUAGCAAUAUCGUAAAUGAGACAGAAGAACUGUCAGAAAAAAUUCUUACAACUACAGGAGAGGCUAAAAGUAAACAUUACAGUCGUCUACAGCAAAUCCUAAUAAAAUUACAAGAUCUUAAUGAUGAGAAAAUUCGUUACAAUCAAGCAUUGUCAGAAUUAAUUGAGACUAAGUUUCGUGCUGUUGAACGUGACUUUCAGACAAAUAUUUUAUCAAAACAAGAAAGACCACAAAGUCCAGUAUCUUCAGCAUCAUCCACUGCCAAAAAUGCUUCAAUUGUUCAGCAAGUAUUGUCGAACUUACCUCUUAUUAAGAAUCCAUCUACAUCUGGCUCAAAUAUGAGUAGUAGUACGAAUAAUAGUUUAUCAGAGUCUUUGAAUAUUACUGUCAAUAAUGGAACUGAAAAAGCUGUUAAACGUUCAAGACGUACGAGAACUGACACUAUACUUGAUGUUAUUGAGCAACCUGAGCCUCCUGUGAAAGUUGAGCCAACUCCAACCAAAGCAACAAGUUCCACUAAUUCAACGCCAGCAGUGGCUGUCAAGAAGAGUUCAUCAACAGCUAGUAAUGCUUCAAACAAGAAGAAGAAAAAGAAGACUACUGCUAAGCAGGCUAAUAAUUCACAGACAAGUCAAGUUGUUGAGCAACAAGUUGCAACACUUCAGGACGAAGCAAUUGAUCCAGAUGAAGAGACUUAUUGUUUGUGUGGUAUGUUAUGGACUGAAAUUGAUUUCUGACCCUUAAUAACUGAAUUAUGUGAUAUUUUCAGGACAAAUUUCCUAUGGAGAGAUGAUUCUGUGUGAGAAUGAUGCAUGUAAGAUCGAAUGGUUUCAUUUCAGCUGUGUUGGAUUGUCAUCGAAGCCAAAGGGACGAUGGUACUGCCCAAAUUGCAGAGGGGAUCGUCCGAACGUAUUAAAUAAGAAUUUAAGAAAGAAAUAUCAAGACUCGCCUAGUAAUGAUCGGAAAUUUAUGUGAAUGCUGUAAUU